AUGAAAAUUCGCAGGCUGAUAUGUGCCAUCGCCACGGUUGGCAUAACCACGGUCAACGCAAAUUGUAAUCCUUUAACAGAAACCUGUGCUCCUAUCCCAGGGAUAACCUCACCCCUUCGCGUCGACUUCACCAAGCUUGCCACAGCAGACGUUCCGACGAACGGCUGGACCAUCGCAAACUACGCGACCUUCCGUACAGACAGCAAGACCGGCGGUGUCUUCCCUAUUGAAAAACGCUAUGAUGCACCGUAUAUCUGGACCACUGGUUACUUCUUGUACGGCCACGUCGAUGUAAUAAUGCAAGCCUCCCCCGGGGCAGGCGUCAUCUCCUCGGCCGUUCUCAUGUCUGAUACCGCCGAUGAGGUCGACUGGGAAUGGAGCGGCAAUAAUUAUGCCCUAAAGAAGCCCACGGUGCAGACAAACUACUUCGGCAAGGGCAUCACGGGCAGCUACGACCGCUCGACAUUCGUGACUCCGGCGUUCGAGAUGACGACGGGACUCCACAAGUACGGCAUAGACUGGACGGCCGAGAGCCUGACGUGGACCAUCGACGAUAAAGUCGUCAGGACCCUAUACAAGAAGGACUGCGACAACGGUGAACACCAGUAUCCCCAGACACCAUCGCGGUUCCACCUCGGCGCCUGGGUUGCAGGUGAUCCAUCCAACGCCCCUGGAGUCAUACAGUGGUCCGGUGGUGUGACAGAUUUUAACAAGUUGCCGUACACUGCAUAUGUGAAGACUGUGAACCUUGAACCGUCAUCAAAGUGUGCCUAUUUCAACUAUACCGACAAGAGAGGUUCCACCGACAGCGUCAAGUGCUUAUCCGAGCUGCCCAAGUCUUUGUCUUCAGUCGUCAGCUCAUCCGCACUCAACACCCUCAGCGCGGCUCCACCAGCACCAGAUACCACCUCCAACACCAUCAGCACCACAGGAUCUUCGUCGUCGAGCCGAGUUACGGGUGGCACUACUACAAGCAACACUGCCUCCAGCCACAGUACUCAGACAAGCGGAGAAAAGCCCAUCUACGGGAUCAGGAUCGAAGCCAGCAUCCUCAACAGCAGAACAAACAGCUAUUUCGUCGGGGCCGGUUGCACAGAAUGCCGCUUCGCAAACAACAUCAUCAUCCUCGAAAGCUCCCCGCCACAAUCGCAAUCUACAUCGACGUUCAAACCUCCCAAGGACGGUUCGCAGCAGCAGACCUCACAGGCGGCGUCUCCAGGCAAUCCCAGCACGCCUCAUCCGACUGAGAGGGCCACGGCAGAGUCGCAGGCUUCGUCGACAGUCAUACCUCCCAAGGAUGGGUCAGAGAAGCAAUCGGAUAAACCGGCGUCUUCAUCCACGGUCAUUCCUCCAGACGACGAACACGAGGUGGAGUCUUCGACUUCGCUGACUGGGUCUCACGCCGCGACUACGUCAAUGGAGUAUGGCCAGUCCAGUGCAUCGCUGUAUAACACAGACACAGACGUGAAGGCCUCUGAGUCAUCGACACCACCCGCCACUCUGCCAACGAACAAGAAGGGCGAUGCCCCUGUGGCGCAGAACCAUGCCAUCCCGGACACGGAUAGCUCACAAGUCGCAGGAGAACAUGGGUCCACAGCUCCACCAGCAGAGAAAGGGCACACAACGGGAGCGCAGUCGCCUCCAGGAGCAACACCUGCCCCAGAUGGCUCUGCGCCUGCCUCGACACCAGAGGCAGGAGCAGGGGACUCGCACUCCUCCACUGGCCUUGUCCAUCCUGUGCCAGCUGGCGAUAGCGAGGGCGAAUCAACCACCAGGAGCACGAUCACCCGGACGACAACAGUCAGGCUGACCAGCACGCGGCGAUCGACCUCGACCGUCUACAGCGCGUCGGCAACGAUCAUAACCACCUGUGCGCCAGGGAAGUCCGGUGCGGACUGCUCCACCAUCUCAUCAACCACCACCUUCGUUGUAUCAAAGUUGGUCACGCCCGUGCCCUUCACAACAACGAAUGUGUACGCAACGACAGAAACCGUCGACGUCACCCCUGCGGACAGCGGCGUGUCUUCCGCCGCGGCUCAGGGAGCGUCUGGGGUUGCGGGUGCCGACGUGAUUGACCAUCCUGCAUUUCCGGCUGAGCUCGUGAUCGAGCACGUGGUCAAGCGCUUGAAACGUCGUCUCGAGAGCAUGCGCCGGGUCGAGGACAAGUCGGCCGAAUCGGGCCCAUAUCUGUCUCAAUGA
Molecule: messenger RNA, 2199 nt
Organism: Diaporthe citri
Lineage: Eukaryota; Fungi; Ascomycota; Sordariomycetes; Diaporthales; Diaporthaceae
Exons: 6
Coding region: 1-2199 (732 amino acids)
Biological process (GO): carbohydrate metabolic process; fungal-type cell wall organization
Cellular component (GO): fungal-type cell wall
Molecular function (GO): glycosyltransferase activity; hydrolase activity, hydrolyzing O-glycosyl compounds
Source: RefSeq, a predicted model, not a curated record